CGAGUGGAGUUCAUGCUUGUUUGGUCUGACUGUAUUGGUGCAGGUCAGAGGGACAAUAGUGAGAGAACGAGGAUAUCCGAAGAUCUUUUCCUUGGAGGAGUCAGUGAAGAGCUCUUGCUAAACUAACAACUUUGUGAGGGUGUUUUCUGCAUUUCCUUCACCUUUGUCCUUAUCUGCUGGCUGGGAUGAGGGGGCUGAGGAGCCUUAUUGUCGGGCUCCUGUCGGCCUUCUUCUCCACUGCCUUUGGUCUUUAUUUCCCUCCUCACGUGGAGCAGCUGCCGACCAUCACCACUCAGACCUCAGGCUCUCUCGUUGCCUUGCCAUAUGAUGAGAACUUCCUGUUCAAGUGUGAAGCCAAAGGCAACCCAAGACCUACGUACCGCUGGACGAAAGAUGGGAUGGAUUUUGACCCACAUAAAGACCCUCGGCUCAUUAAAGAAGAAAGUAGUGGGACCUUUGUGAUACCCAACACUAAAGAGAAAGUGAAAUACCAGGGAAAGUACAGAUGUUAUGCCUCAAACAAGCUCGGAACUGCAAUAUCAGAGGAAUCUGAAUUUAUUGUGCCUGUGGUACCCAAGUUCCCCAAGGAGAAGACAGAUGGCAGCUAUCUUCGACACAUUGAGCAGAAUGAGAGGGUGUCCAUGGGCCUCAGUGGGAAUCUGUACUUCUCUAAUACACUGGUGACAGAUAGCCACGAUGACUACUGCUGUUUUGCCUCCUUUUCCAGGAUACGCACAAUCGUUCAGAAACCCCCCAUGGCCCUGAGGGUCAAGCCAAGCCAGGCGGAUGAUGACAUCACGACUGUUCAGAAGAGGAAGCCUAGCAUUUUGGUGCCCUCCAGUCAUUCAAUGACAUACCUAAAAAAAGGAGAAGAGCUGGAGCUGGAGUGUAUCGCAGAAGGACUGCCUACACCGGUGGUAGAAUGGAUCAAGAUGUGGGACAACUUACCAAAUCGUACACAAAUCAAGAACUAUGGAAAGCUUCUGACUAUACCAAACCUCACAGAUCAGGAUGAAGGGAAAUACAUGUGCAAAGCCAAGAAUGAUCUUGGUGAAGCUGUGCAUCAUUUUCAUGUUGUUGUGGAGGAACUGCCCAGCUGGCAGGAGGAGCCAGUGAAGAGUCAGUUAGCAGAGAUUGGAUCUGACAUCCACAUCAAGUGUUCUGCUAGAGGAAAACCACAACCCACAAUCACCUGGAAGAGAAAUGGCCAGCCUCUUGAUGAUUUUCCUUCUACCAAUUACAAAAUGCUUGAUGACAGAAUAAUCAUCCUCAGAGCAGAGCAAAAUGACACUGCCGUGUACCAGUGUGAGGCCUCCAACAAGCACGGGACCCUGCUUGUCAACACUAACGUGCUUGUCAUGAAUCAUCCCCCUUUGAUUCUGACGCCAAAUUAUCUGGAGUACGCGACCAUGUUAGACAAGAGUGUGAUUAUGGACUGCAGAGUCUUUAGUUCACCACCUGCCAGCAUUAACUGGAGAAGAGAAGACCCAGAGGGCUCUCUAGAUGGAGAGAGAUAUUCUCUCCUGAAGAAUGGCUCCCUGCAGAUUCACAAAGUCGAGAUGGAAGAUAUGGGCCAGUACAAAUGUUUGGCAAACAACUCCGAAGGCACCAUGAGCCUCACCACUGAACUUUUCAUUAAAGAUUCAACGAGGAUCGUCAAACCUCCUCAAGACAUGAAGGUCAAAAGAGGAUCAAUGGCGGAGCUGGAGUGCCAGGUGGAGUGCGAUCCCACCCUCGGAAGAGAGCUGGAGAUCUUGUGGAUGAAAGAUGGGAUGAAUAUCCUCUCAAACUUCUCUGAAGGAUAUUUCACAGAUGAUGGAAUUCUCCAGAUUGUCAAUGUGAGCCACAGUGAUAAAGGGAAAUACACCUGCAUUGUUCGAACAUCACUGGACCAAGAUACAGCUUCUGCAUACAUAACUGUGUUAGAUAUCCCAGAUCCACCGGUUCAACUGACACUCACUGAUCUGAAAGACCGCAGUGUGAGGCUCCACUGGACGGCCGCCAGUGAUCAUAACAGUCCCAUAACAGAGUUCAUCAUCCAGUACGAAGAGAACCACUGGGAGCCGGAGAAGUGGAAGGAGCUUCUACGAGUCGCAGGCAGCCAGUUCUCUGCCCCCUUGACGCUCUACGGCCACAUUAACUACCAGUUCAGAGUCAUCGCUGUUAAUACUAUUGGGAAAAGCCGUCCCAGCAUGCCCUCCGAAAGAUAUAAGACACCUCCCUGUGCUCCCGACAGGAACCCAGAAAACAUUAAGAUUGAGGGUCACCUGCCACAUCAGAUGGACAUCAGCUGGGAGCCGCUCUUGCCUGUGGAGCACAACGGUCAAAGUCUGGAAUACAAACUGAGCUACAGGCUCAUGGGUGUCGAGGACAGUUGGAAAGAACAGAUGGUGAAGAGACACUCAUUUGUGGUGCGAGACACCCCAACAUUCGUCCCCUACGAGGUCAAGAUCCAGGCCUUUAACCAUCACGGGUGGGCACCAGAGCCCAGAGUGGUGACUGGUUAUUCCGGAGAAGACAUGCCCUUGGCGGCUCCUGAAGACGUAUCUGUGGAGGUGUUGAACUGUACGAUGCUGAGGGUCAGCUGGUCACCGGUGCCCCAAUCCGCCUUGAGGGGCCAUCUUGGAGGAUACACUGUGCACUGGUGGCAAACUCAAAGUCUGUUGACCUCUAAGAGAAUUCCCUCAGAGAGACAGUCUCUCACCAUGCCUGGAAACAGGAGUCGCACCAUGGUACCGGGACUGAAGCCAUUCUCUGAAUAUAGCCUGACUGUCAACGUCUUUAACCGGAGAGGGAAUGGGCCCAGCAGCAGUCCCAUCUCUUUCACAACUCCACAGGGAGUUCCUGAGCAACCUCCCAUCCUGAGAGCCACAAACUUUCAGAAAGACUCCAUCACGCUGGUGUGGGCGCCUCCGCAUGAAACCAACGGCUUUCUCACGGGAUACUUGCUGCAAUAUCAGACAGUUAAUGAGACUCUGGGUGAGCUGAAAUCUGUGAACAUCAGUGCAUCAGAUACAACACAGUGGGUCUUGCGUGAUCUGCAGGAGGACAACUGGUAUACGUUCUACCUGAGUGCGUGCACACAGGUGGGCUGCGGGUCAGCCAUCAGUGAGGAAGGAGGCACCGUCUCUGAGGCGUUGCCUAGUAAACAACUCAUGGCAUCCCAGGAGUGGUUUGUAGUGAUGAUGUGUGCGGUGGCAUUACUAACUCUGCUUGUCCUCAUCGGCUGUUUUGUGCUCAAGAACAAAGGCGGCAAGUACGCAGUGAAGGAAAAGGAGGAAACUCCCGCUGAUCCCGAAGCUCACGCCAUGUGUGAAGAAUCUCCUUGCGAGUACAGUGACAAUGAUGAGAAGCCGCUGAAGAGCAGCCAUCAAUUGUUCACAGACAUCAAAGCGGAUGAUAGCAGCGAGGACAGCUCUGUGAUGUCGGACGACGACGACUGCGAGUUCAACGAAGACGGGUCGUUCAUCGGCGAGUACUCGGGGUACAAGCGUAGGGUGUCCACAGAGGUGAACGGACACACCCCGGUGACUUCUUAAUGCUGGUUCAACCUUUUAAAAAACUUUUAAACUAUUUUACAGGGAGAACGAGAAGUUUGUUUGUAAGAUGUGCCAUGAAUGUGCCUAUGUUUUGCUUUUGCGUGAAUGGCCACUUCUUUACAGUAUUAAUAUGAAGGGUGAUGACAGGUUAUAGUUCCGGCCAACAUGAAAAUUAUGCCAUCAUUUACUCAUCGCUGUACUGUUUCAAACUGGUACGACUGACUUUUUAAGACAUUUAGUAGAAUGUUCAUGGUGCUCUUUUCUUACAAUAAAAAUA
This is a messenger RNA of Sinocyclocheilus rhinocerous, 3816 nucleotides long. RefSeq names its product neural cell adhesion molecule L1-like protein. Bases 186 to 3539 code for a protein of 1117 amino acids. Gene Ontology annotation, molecular function: cell-cell adhesion mediator activity. The record is from RefSeq and is a predicted model, not a curated record. Gene Ontology annotation, biological process: axon guidance; cell-cell adhesion; brain development. Lineage: Eukaryota; Metazoa; Chordata; Actinopteri; Cypriniformes; Cyprinidae. Gene Ontology annotation, cellular component: plasma membrane; axon. The transcript is spliced from 26 exons.